Dromaius novaehollandiae (emu) is the source of this 4545-nucleotide messenger RNA. RefSeq names its product FAD dependent oxidoreductase domain containing 2 (gene FOXRED2). The transcript has 9 exons. Gene Ontology annotation, cellular component: endoplasmic reticulum lumen. The coding region runs from base 264 to 2321 and encodes 685 amino acids. Gene Ontology annotation, molecular function: monooxygenase activity; flavin adenine dinucleotide binding. Lineage: Eukaryota; Metazoa; Chordata; Aves; Casuariiformes; Dromaiidae. The record is from RefSeq and is a predicted model, not a curated record.
CUCGGCUGGGGGGGGGGGGGGCGCGUGGGCGGUCCGCUAUGUGGGGGGCGCGGCGCUCGUCCGGCCGCUGGCGAGGCGCUCGCCUCCCGCGGAGGGCUGGCGGGCGUUCUGGUCACCUCUCGCUCGUUGGUGGCGUACGCUCUGCCCGGCGCAGGAGGACCGGAGUGGCCAGAACUCUAUGGUGCAGGUGUGGUUGCUGACGGGACCGGCCUGAUCGAUUCGCGGCGGCCCGGCGCGCCAGAGCUGGCUUUGCCAUUCCCACCAUGGCCCGGGCGGUUUGGGAGACACUCCUAAGGCUUGCCUUGUGCGCAGGCGCCGUCUGCACCACAGGCAGUACUGCUUUUCUCUACCACGACUACUGUGUCAUCGGAGCUGGCCCGUCGGGCUUGCAGAUAGCCUAUUUCCUCCAGCAAGCUGGCAGGGACUACGUAGUCUUCGAGCGCAGCCACGCUCCCGGCAGCUUCUUCGCCCUCUAUCCUCGCCAUCGCAAGCUCAUCAGCAUCAAUAAGCAAUAUACGGGCAAAUCCAACAGCGAGUUCAACCUUCGCCACGACUGGAACUCGCUCCUCAGCCACGACCGCCGGCUGCUCUUCCGGCACUACUCCCGCGACUUCUUCCCUGACGCUGACACGAUGGUGCGCUACCUGGAAGACUUUGCUUCCCUGCUGAAGCUGCAGAUCCAGUACAACACGGCCAUCGUCCACAUCACGCUAGACAAAGAUCAGCAGGCCUGGAACGGCCACUACUUCGUCCUGACGGACCAGAACAGACAGAACUACAAAUGCAGCUCUUUGUUGGUAGCCACUGGCACGUGGGUCCCCAAUGUGGUAAACUUUCCUGGCUCAGAAUAUGUUGAGGGUUAUGAGACUGUGUCCAUCAAUCCAGAAGAUUUUGCUGGCCAAACUGUGUUGAUCCUAGGCCGAGGUAACUCUGCCUUUGAGACAGCAGAGAACAUUCUGGGUGUCACUAAUUUCAUCCACAUGGUGAGCCGAUCCCGUGUUCGUCUCUCUUGGGCCACCCACUAUGUUGGAGACCUGAGAGCAAUUAACAAUGGCCUGCUGGAUACAUACCAGCUGAAAUCUCUUGAUGGGCUUCUGGAGGGUGACCUAGAAGAUCUGGCUAUUGUCAAGGACAAGAAAGGGAAGUUGCACAUCACGCUCCGGUUCUACCUCGAGAACAGGAACACCAGUGCAGGCAUUGACUCCAUCACCCUCCCGCAGGACGAACUGGAUAAUUUUGCCACUCGUGCACCUUAUGACCGUGUCAUUCGCUGCCUAGGCUGGAAAUUUGACUUCUCCAUAUACAACAGAUCUCUUAGAUUGAUGCCAGGCAAAGGGAAUAAAAAGAAGUAUCCUCAAAUCAAACCCAGUUAUGAGUCCAGAGGCACUCGGGGGCUCUUUGUUCUUGGCACUGCUAGCCACUCUGUUGACUUUAGAAAAUCUGCUGGGGGCUUCAUCCAUGGAUUCCGGUAUACAACUCGUGCAGUCCACCACCUAUUGGAAAACCGUCACCACGGUGUCCCCUGGCCAUCCACAGUCUACCCUAUUACACAGUUGACCAAUUCCAUCAUCAAGCGGGUGAAUGAGGCCUCAGGCCUCUACCAGAUGUUCGGUGUCCUGGCUGACAUCAUACUGCUGAGAGAGAAUGCCACAGCAUUUGAAUACCUCGAAGAAUACCCGGUUGGAGUCCUGGCCGAGCUGGAAACGCAGACAGGGAGAAAAGCUCCCAGUGGGCUGUUUGUCAUCCUCAUGGAGUACGGGAGAAAUUUCUCUGGGGCUGAUAAAGAUGUCUUCUACUACAACCGAGCUGUGGGGGAGGCACAGCACGCCUGGCAGUCCAACUUUCUGCACCCUGUUAUUUACUAUUACAAACGCCUCCCAACAGAGCGGGAGAUGAGACUUCGCUCCCCCGACUGGUCUCUCCCCCGCCCAGAUGCCAUCCAUCACAUCGUGGAGGAUUUUCUGACAGACUGGACGGCCCCGAAUGCUCACAUCCUGCCACUGAGACGUUUUCUGGAGAACUGCCUCGGGACUGACCUGCGCAAUUUUUUUGCAGAAUCCUGUUUCCUGUUUGCCUUCACUCGUCAGAAGCUGCCUCCCUUCUGUCAGCAGGGAUAUGUAAGAAUGCAAGGGCUUGUGGGGAGCAAGAGACUCCAGCGCCAUGCAGUAGAUGCUGGCCUGCUGGAGGAUUACACUGUUGCAGACUUUACAGGUGACAGACUCUUUGGCAGCCGUGAGGGGUCACAGGACCAGUUGCUAAGAGAUCAUGCAAUGCCAGUUCGUCCACUGCAGCAUCUUGUUAAUGCCAAGGAUGAACUUUAACCUUUCUCACUCCACACUGAAAUCCAUAGGUGCUGUUGUGACAAUAUUGUAACAGAGAUCCACAGCAGGACUCUUCCCUUUUCCAUGUACUUUUUUCAUGCCCAUCCGUUCCACUGAUCAUGAAUUGCCAAAGACCUGCUCAGAUCUUGCUGUUACAAAGAGGACCAACGUGUUCCGGAGGAUAAGUCAGGAGCUGAAAUCCAGUGAUGCUGAAGCUUCUGCUUUGUACUUGCAGAGUUCAAAGUUGCCUGAAGACAGUGUUUGUUUUUAUCUCACAGACCAGUAUCUGCAGCAAUGGCCAAGUAACCAAGAAGAGAGUGCAAGAAUGCCCAGAAAACUUAAAAUGUCAUGUCCCUCUUCUGAGGUGACAUUCUGCGGCAGGCCAGUGCAGACUCUCUGAUUACUGGAUACUGUAUGCCUUGUGUACUUGAAGAUUUGCUUGUGUGCUGAAUCCAGAAACGGUACUCUACGCAAACUUCACAAGCAAGAUUUUUCUAGCAUUUGAAUGAGGGCAGUUGUGCAGCUUGAUUGGAGAGGGAUGGUAUAUUUUAGUUGGAGUGUAGGUAGGAUAAUUUAUCAUUUCCCAGAGAGGAGUGCUAUGUACCUUUCCCUCCAGAGAGGAUGAGUAGCUUGCCUAGAAUGCCUAGGACAUAAUGAGAGUUGUACUGAGACUGGCCCUGCUGUCCAAACAUUUCCCUUCUCCCACACCAAACAACCUGAAAAGAAAGCCUCUGCGUUUUAUAAAGCAUGAUCAAUAUUUCUCCUAUUUGCACUAUAUCCCAUCAGGAAAGUUUCAGGUGGGUUUUGAUGUCAUUAAAAAGCUCAUCCUCUAUUACUUUUUUUCCCCUCCAGUCACCUUGAGAUCUUACAAGUGUUGACUGGUAGGUUGUCUGCACUUUAUUGCUCCCUCUUCAUCAGCCAUGUGUACCUGUCUGUCACUCCCUGGUGAUUCUUCCCAAGGCCUUGCAGUUGUAAACCAAGAGCAGUUGUGAGCUCAACCUUACAAUGUUACAAUGUCCCUGUGAUUUCUAGAAAUAGAGGAGGGGCAAAAGGGAAUAGGCUCCAACCCCUUAGCACAUAAAAGAAUACCCCUUAGCACUUGUGCUUCCUUAUACCCUGGACUGGGCAGGGGUUAUACCUUGAUGUACCUAAACUCACGAUUCUUCAAAUUUGGCUGCUGUUCCUGUAAAACCCCAGUUCGUAUACCUCUUCUGCUUCAUGUUUGGAUCGGCUGGGGAACAGAGGAGGUGAGUGACGUGACAAAGGGGUUCUUGCUCCUAUUUGGGAAUAGUGGACCAUGCUGGUGAUGCCACUGCUACCAAGCGAUCUUAUAUGUUGGUAUGCAGCUCUUAUGUGCUAGUAAGAAAAAAUACCAUGUUCUCAGUUGGUGCAGAUCAGCAUCACUCCACAGACUUUACAUUCCAUUACUGCAGCUCCAAGGCUGGCCCAGGGAACGGCUCUCAUGGCCUCUAGUUCUUCAGCUGGUGCUACUACUUGCUACAUCUCUAGCACCAUGGGCUUUUUACUUGGGCAUCAUCCAGGAGAGAACAAGAGCCUGUGACUGAGUCAAGUUGACUGGCUGUCAUCUAGAGCCUGUUUCAUUCCCUGUAUGCGCUGACAUGAAGAGCAGCCCUCUUGUACAUACAUGCACACACUUUCUCAAAAUGUUUUCUCUUCCAUCCUCAAAUUCCCGCAAGAGAUCCGAAGACUGUAAAUUCACAGUAUAUGUGUUGCCUUAAAUUGCGAUUCUGCUUAGAAAAGCAACUGUCUAAAAAAUGGCACCCGCUUCCAGUGUGCUGUGUGCACAUCUCCUAGGCUUGAAUCUGGUGAGUUCAGCGUUGGAGGUCCUGCUGCCGCUCACUUCUGUGGUGCCAGUGGAUACCUGGGAGCAGGGACCCGAGUCCUGAUUCAUGCACAGUUGAUAAAGCAUCACCCAUUUCGAUUCUGGUGAUCCCGACACCUGUGGGAGCUCACAGGCAGGAGCAGUGGCUCCACAUUGCAUUGUGCUGAACGGCCAUCCUGGUUACGGGUGUCACGGGAGCAAUGAACAAUGCCAUUUUAUAGUCACUUGUCAGAGCAGGACUGCACUUUAAUACUGGUGCCGUUUCAUUCGAUUGUACAUCAUGUCGAAGUGAAUUACUGCCUGUAGUACUUCGUUGUAUUACAAAUAUGUUUUGUAUGGUUAUAUUCUUCCAAUGAAGUUUAAAAAAUGUUUAAAAAGUCA